Paramecium sonneborni is the source of this 2067-nucleotide messenger RNA. NCBI's taxonomy places the organism in Eukaryota, Ciliophora, Oligohymenophorea, Peniculida, Parameciidae. The record is from the annotation of a GenBank genome assembly.
AUUUUGAUGAAAUUAGUGAUUCUAGUUUUGCUUUGCUAGAUGCUCUAUUGUGUAGAUGUAGAUAAAAAUACUUUUUCAAAUUAUAAAGAUGUUAAAACAAUGCACCUUCAUAUAGAAUGGCUUUUAAAUCUAGAUGAAAAAGUAAUAGACGGAUGUGUAGAAUAUAGCUUCAAAGUUUCUGCUAAUCGAUUGUCUGAAGUAAGAAGAGAAUUGUAAAAUAGAUUCAUUUGGAUAUUUACAAAAUGAAUAUAUUGGUUGUAUAUUAUCCUGACAAUGGUCAAGUAUUGAAAUGGCAUGUAGAAUCGGAUAAAGUUCAAACAGAGGAAUAAGGAGAUAAGUUGGUAAUUGAAUUGGGAUAGAUGUACAAAUUAGGGGAUACCAUAAAAUUAAGGAUAAAAUAUUAAAUUGGAGAGGAUGCUCGUGCACUUAGUUUCAUGGAUCCAGAAUAGACAGAUGAUAAAAGUAAAUUGAAUAAAAAAUAGAUUAGAGGCUCCAUAUUUGUUUUCAUAAUGUGAAGCUAACAAUUGCAGAUCAAUGAUUCCAUUAUAAGAUACUCCAAGCAUAAAAUUCACUUAUUCAGCUACAGUGAUAACUUAAUCUCCAUUAAUAAAUGUGUUUAUGAGUGGAAAUAGAUUAUUAAACCAGAAAUUCACAUUAAUUAAUGACUAUAAAAAAGGUUAGAUAGCAAAUAUCUUUUAAUUUGAAUUAAACAUAAAGAUUCCUGCAUAUUUGAUAGCAAUAGUAGCAGGUACAGUAUAGGAAAAAUCAACUGGAAGAAGAACAGCUGUCAUAUCUGAAAGCAAGAAUAUAGAAAAAUAUCAAAAAGAAUUAGAUGAAUUAGAUAAUUAUUUAGGAUAUUUAGAAAAUUAUAUUGGAGAAUAUAAAUGGGGUUCUUAUAAAAUUGUAAUUUUACCAGCAUCAUUUCCUUUUGGUGGAAUGGAGAAUCCUCUUUUAACUUUCGCUAAUCCAACUAUUAUUGUUGGAGAUAAAAGUGGAGUUAGUGUGGCUGUUCAUGAAAUUGCUCAUUCUUGGUUUGGAAAUACAGUAACAUGUAAUAAUUGGUCUAACAUGUGGAUUAAUGAAGGCUUUUGUGUUUUUCUAGAGAGAAAAGGAUUAAAAUAAUUGUUUGGAGAUAUCAAUUUAGUUCAUGUUAACUCUUAAGUUGGAAAUAAUGAAAUGAAUGCUCUUAUUAAGGAAUUUAACUCUAGUCCUGAUGAUUUUGUCAAGUCUUAUGCUAGUUUACAUCCAAAAACUUUAGAUCACAAUGCUGAUGAUAGUUUCAGUGUAUUAAUUAUUUAAUUAUUAGACAAUCCCUUAUGAAAGAGGAUUCUAAUUAUUAUAUUAUCUUGAAAAAUAAAUCAAUGAAACCAGAUUCUAGUAAUUAUUAAAAGCCUGGUUAGCAGAAUAUGAAUAUUAGAGUGCUGAUGAAAGUGAUUUCUAUAGAUUCAUGAUACUAUGGUUAAAACUCAAUCUAGAUACUGAAGAAUAUCAAAACAUUAAGAAAAGCAUUGAUAAUGUCUAUACUAAAUGGGUUUAUGAUUAUGGAUAACCACCUAUUUAAGAGACAUUUGAAAAUCCUGCAUCCAAAGAAGUCUUGGAAUUAGUCAAUUCUUGGAUUGAAGGAGAUGGAACUAAACCACAAAAUUAUUAAAUAUUCGAUGGAUUUAAAUCAAAUCAAAAAUAAUUAUUCCUGUCAACUUUAUAAGAAAAGUCUAAAGAUGUCACUGUAGCUAUUAUGACGUCUUUAGAAGAUGCUUAUCAUAUAAGUGAUUUAACUGAUGCUGAAUUGUUAUUUAGAUGGUAUAAUUUAUCUAUUGUUACCACUUAUGCUAAGGAUAACACAAACCUAUUGAAAAUUAAGAAGUUUGUUGGAUUAGUUGGAAGAAUGAAGAUGGUUAAUCCAAUCUAUAAAGCUUUAGAUAAGUAAUAUACCUUCAUUAUUAUUAUAGAUAAACUGCCACUUAAUGGUAUCAAGAAAAUAAGGCAUUUUAUCAUCCAUUAACAAGAUAAUCCAUAGAAAAUAUUAUCAAGGGUAAAACUAUAUCAAAAUGAUAUCAAAAUAUAAAU